UUUUUUCAGAAAUAGUAAGUAAGUUAGUCAAGUUAGUCUGCUAUCUUGACAAUGAUUUUACCCAUGGCACGUCCACCUGCUUGAUAUUCAUACGCCUUGAUGGCUUCCUCAAAGGGGAACACCUUGUCAAUGACAGGCUUGAGCUUUCCAGAUGCCAAGUUUUCGGCAAUGGCAUUGAUACGCUCCUUGGUGGGGAUCAACUCGAGGAAUGCCGCCAGUUCGGGCUUGCCUGCCUCGGCAAUGGUCCUAAUUUUGCUGGAAUCUUGUCCUUCUUUGAGGAUUUUGCGUCCCAUCUCUAGCUCUUUUGUGCAGUCCAUGACAACAUCGGCCCAUCCCUUUAACACUUCUCCGGCAUUUUGUGAUUUGUAAUCGACCACUUGAUGGGCACCACCCGUCUUUUUGCAAAAUUCCGCCUUGGUUCCCGCCGAAGCCGUCGUGGCCACUGCUGCCGCUCCAAAGUGAUUCUUGGCCAAUUGCAGGGCAUGGAUGCCGACCCCACCGGCUCCACCACUGAUAAACACCUUGUCUCCCUCCUUCAACCCAGUUUCUUGAAACAAAUGAAACGCCGUCAUGGCAGCCACGGGUGUGGCAGCUCCCUCUUCAAAGGAUACAUUGUCGGGAAGCCGGGCCAUGAUGUUGGCGGGAGCCACCACAAAUUCGGCCAUGGAGCCCGUCACUUUGGGGCCGGUACUCUGGGCCAUGACAUCCCCAAAGACGCGAUUGCCCACUUGGAACUCGGUCACUCCAGCACCCAGUUCGACCACGAUUCCGGCCACAUCAUAUCCGACCACGACCGGAAAUGUUGGUUCGGCAAUGCCCAUAUAGCGGCGUACGACAUCAACGGGAUUGGUGGCGGCCGCCUUGGUUUGAAUCAAGAUUUCUCCUUCCUUGGGAGAUGGUUUGGGGAAAUCCGAGACCAACUCAAAAUCAAAGGGUUGCUGCUUGGAAAGAUCGUGGCUUUUCUCGACAACGGCUUUCAUGGUUGUGGUCAUUAUUAUUUUAUUGCAGAGUCUUUGAUAACAAAGUUAGUUAGUAUUGGAUUGGAUUGGUUUGGUUGUUUUUGAUUGUUUCUUUUGAGUUUUGUGUCCUCAUUUGCAUCCACCAUCUUCUCUCUUUGUCUUCGUGCAGGAUUGGAUCCUUUGGAUCUUUUCAGAUCCUUCAGCACCUUCGAAGAAGCUCUUUCUCUCUUGGACAAAGUGGUUUCUUGAAGAACGUUUUCGAAGGAAUUGGGUUAAUCACUCUAACCUUACUGUAGUAAAGGUACGAUGUACAUCACUGCCGACCGCCGAUGACCUUGCAAGUCAUCAAAGCAAAAGAUCUGGCAAACAUUCAUUUCUUGGCUUUUGGGUCUCCUUGUGGUCGCCAUUGUAUGGUAUGAGUACAAACCUUUAGCAAAGCAACACGAUGACCAUCUCCUCCUCUGCUCCCGUCCCAUCAUCGUCUUCUUCAUGGUGGAAGAAUCUCUUGUCUCCUCUCUUUGGGGACAACAGCAAAUCAUCAGAUAAUGCUCCCGGCAAGGUGUGGUCUGCCGAUGCCGCUGGCACGGCAUUUUCCCGUGGCGACAUGAUUUCCAAAGAAGGAGGGGCAGCAGUGCGAGUGGCAUUUCGCAAUCAAUCCAAGUUGCCGCUGAUCUUGUCGUGGAUUUCGGAAAAUGGCCAAUGCCAUCAUUUUUACUCGCUCAAACCCAGUCAAAUGUUGAUGGAAGCUCCCGUGACGGCGUUGGAUCAUGUCGAAAACACGUGUGUGGGUCAUUCCUUUUGCAUUGCCCACGUGGGAGCCGACGAGGAACGAGUCAAGAAAGACAAAAAGCUGGAACCGCGGUUUGUAGUGGGUGGAUAUCGUCCCACACGAGCCAUUGAAGUGAAUGAGGACAAUCGCGAUCAGUACGUUCAUUUGGUCACCAUUUCCCGACAAACACCCACCAAAGAAGUGAUGUGUUGUGGUAGCGGAGGUCCAUUUUUGAGAAAUAAUAAGCAGCAAGUUGUGCCAGUCAGUAAUGACGAUGACGACGACAAUCUCUGUUGGGUGGUGACAGCUAUUGAAUCCAAGGUAGAUGACAAUCAAAUCAACACGGAAGACAAGGUGUACGAAAAAUCCACACUCGGCGGAUGGCCCGUUUGCAUCGAACCCCACUGCUUUGACGACGACAAGGAACUAGAGAAACGAAUUGCUCAAGAUUUGGAAUUUGCAGUCUCGCGUCUGCCGGAACAUGCCCGGGAUCGUCUCCGACAAAAGACGCCCGUAUUCAUCAACAAAACGCUCCAAUACGGCCCCCAAGCCUGUCCCAUUAAUGGCCGUGGCCUUUGUUUUCACGGCGAACGCAAGUGGCUCGAAGAACAUUUCAUGUGCACCGACAAACACCAAGCCGUCGAACUCUACAAUGCCAAGGAGUACUGGGAUGAUUGUAAACUGUGGGGCCGUGGAGGCGUCCUCGUUCACGAAUUCUCACACGCCUACCAUCAUAUCUGUGUCGAGAAUGGAUUCGACAACAAGGAAAUUCUAGAGUGCUUUGAGGCGGCCAUGAAGGAUCGACUCUACGAUUGGGUUCGUGUCCACGGCACGCAAGGACCCAUGAACAAGGCAUAUGCCUGCAACAAUUGCAUGGAGUACUUUGCCGAGCUGUCGGCGGCCUUUUUGGGACAACCCGAUCUGCAUGCGAGUGAAGAGUACAACAAGUGGUUCCCAUUCAAUCGACGACACAUUAAGGAACACGAUCCACGAGCCUACGAGAUGUUGAAGAAGAUAUGGAAGGUAGAUGAUUGAGACAUCAUACUCAGCAACAAUGUUCUCUGAAGUAUGAAGUAUGAGUCAAGUCGUCGCAAGAGCCGUGGGAAGGUUUGUAUGUUGUUCUAAGUUUGAAUGUCAAUACACUGCCUGUCUGGAGUCUUUCGACGGACAUCCUACACGACACGACGACAAUUCAUAGU
Molecule: messenger RNA, 2927 nt
Organism: Seminavis robusta
Lineage: Eukaryota; Bacillariophyta; Bacillariophyceae; Naviculales; Naviculaceae
Source: the annotation of a GenBank genome assembly